Molecule: messenger RNA, 571 nt
Organism: Ochotona curzoniae (black-lipped pika)
Lineage: Eukaryota; Metazoa; Chordata; Mammalia; Lagomorpha; Ochotonidae
Gene: ERICH2
Product: glutamate rich 2
Exons: 5
Coding region: 60-518 (152 amino acids)
Source: RefSeq, a predicted model, not a curated record
ACAUCAGUGUGGUGAUUCGGUGCAGGGGCUGAGUGCAGACUGGAAGUUUAGGCUGAGCCAUGGAGACGGUAAAUGAAAUAGAUGCAGGUGAAGGGGGCAAAGAUUCAGUCGUUGCAAAGCAGGAGAAAAAUGGUGAAUUCUACCUGCAGGAUGCUGAUGACAAGCUGUCAGAAUCAACAGAUGAUGAUAGUGAAGAUGGCAAUGAUGACGGCAGUAACCCUAAAAGGAAUAUCCGCGCCCCGUUAGAGUUAAUGGCAGAAUUCCUGAGAGCAGAAAUGAGCCGAGACUACCAUCUGGCGAAAAAGUUAUGUCAGAUGAUCCUCAUCUACGAGCCAGAAAAUCCAGAGGCCAAGGAGUUUCUCUCACUGAUCGAGGAGAUGCUGCUGAAGGAGAAAGCGCAGCAUCUGGAGGAGGAGGAAGUUAGUGAAGAAGACAGCAGUGAGGAGAGCCAAGAGGACAGCAGUGAGGCCGGGAGCAGCGAGAGCUCUGGCGAAGACGAGCCUCAGGAGUCGCCGUGACAGUCCCAGCUCCUUACUACGGCGUGCCGUGCAAAUACACAGCUGCCUUUAGU